Molecule: messenger RNA, 1056 nt
Organism: Branchiostoma belcheri (Belcher's lancelet)
Lineage: Eukaryota; Metazoa; Chordata; Leptocardii; Amphioxiformes; Branchiostomatidae
Product: cell adhesion molecule 3-like
Exons: 3
Coding region: 346-1056 (236 amino acids)
Biological process (GO): cell-cell adhesion
Cellular component (GO): cell-cell junction
Molecular function (GO): cell adhesion molecule binding
Source: RefSeq, a predicted model, not a curated record
GAUGAUGGCGUUUCCAUUGUGUGUAAAUGAAUUCACGUUGUGGUUCUUCUUUCACUUCUACGUUCAAUGUGACGACUAGUGCGAGACGCAGAUUUAUUUUCCGUCACUAUAGCUCGUUCUGAAAUGCUGUGCAUCUGAUAGGAGGUUCUCAAACCUGUGUAAGGUAAGAGUGACACCAUGACUGAAGAAGAAUGGUAAAAGUUUUAGAAGGAAAUGUGCAGUAAUUUUAGUCACUACGACUGAGAUUCUUCCAAAAGAGGAACUUGGAACUUGCCUUCAAGACUUAGUCAACUUCCUGGGUAGAAAAACUUUGUUUCACUUGACCAAAUUUGUUAGAGUAACAAAAUGAGCUUACAGCUCAUCUGUGUGAAUAUUUCGCCAAUUGUUGCCGUUUUGGUGGCCAUUCAAGUUGCAGCUGUCAACUCCCAAACUAUCAACGAGAAUGGAGUGCUACAACCGAGACUCGGAAGAAAGAUCUUGUCUGCUGGCCACAGCGUGGACUAUGUGAUCAAACCGUCUGAUACCGACGCCGUGGUCAAUGGAAGUGCGACUCUUUACUGCAAAAUUAACUCCGUAAUGACCAGCACGUCGGUGAAAUGGUUCGGUCCCCCGAAUUUCCACUUCCGGACCGAGGGUAGAAGUUCUGGACACCCGAGGUAUUCCGUGACCGGUGGCGAGGGGGAGUACAACCUGUUAAUAAGCCCUGUACGACCAGAAGAUGGAGGGAUGUUUCGCUGCUGGGUGAGAGAACUCAGAGGUGAACCGGCGGAGGCCAUGUUGACAGUACUCACCCAGACAGGAGCCCCUGUUAUCACUGGUUAUAGUAACCCUGUCAGAGAAGGAACCACACUGACGCUAUCCUGUACCAGCCAUGGUGGAGACCCCCCGUCAACAUUGUCAUGGUCCUUGGGUGCAGCUCCAUUGGAAGGAACUACAGAUGACAACGAGAUACGGGCGACCAUUAGGAUUACACGAGAGCAUCAUGGCCAAGCUGUAGCUUGCACAGCAUCUCAGCCAGGAUGCUCCGUUGGUGAGCAUCACUGUGUCGUCCCCUGA